AUGCGGGUCACGGGACCAUCGGUGGCGGGACAGCCCUCGUUGGCGCGGAGCAUCGCGCGAUUGCCGGUUGGCCGGCCGCCACGUCGAUGCACGGUGGCGGCCCGCGAUGGCAUGGACGCUUCCCGCGCCGUAGCCAGCCCACCUGCCGCUGGAGUCGAUCCGGAGAUGAAAAACUGGACGAUGGACAGCUGGCGGCGGCGGGAGGCUCUGCAGCAGCCUGUGUACCCCGAUGCGGAGGAGCAUCGGAGGGCCCUGGAAGAGAUCAGGCGGAUGCCGCCGCUGGUUUUUGCAGGGGAGUGCCGUACGCUCCAGGGAAAGCUGGCAGAGGCUGCUGCUGGCAAGGGUUUUGUCCUGAUGGGUGGGGACUGUGCUGAGGCCUUUGCUCAGCUGAGUGCCAACCGCAUCCGGGACACCUACCGUGUGCUGCUCCAGAUGUCAGUCAUCAUGACCUUUGGAGGUGGUAUGCCAGUUGUGAAGAUGGGCCGCAUGGCGGGGCAGUUUGCAAAACCCAGGUCUUCUCCCACGGAGGUCAAGGAUGGUGUGGAGCUGCCAUCCUACCGGGGAGACAUUAUUAACGGAGCCGAUUUUGAUGCCGAGUCAAGGUUGCCUGAUCCCUGGCGAUUGUUGAAGGCGUACAACCACUGUGCCUCUACCCUCAACCUUCUCAGGGGAUUCAGUUCGGGAGGCUAUGCCUCCCUCGAACGUGUCUCAAAAUGGAACCUGGACUUCAUGGGUGCCACCAAGAAGGGGAAAUCGUACAUCGAUCUUGCGGAGAGAGUGGAGGAGACAAUCUCAUUCAUGGUGGCAUGUGGCCUCGACUCCAACAUGCCUCUGAUGAAGGAAACGGAGUUCUUCACAUGCCAUGAGGCACUACUGUUGGAUUAUGAGGAGGCACUCACAAGGGAGGACAGCACCACAUCGCUCUUCUACGACACCUCUGCUCACUUCCUGUGGUGCGGUGAGCGCACACGGCAGCUGGAUGGUGCGCAUGUUGAGUUUCUGCGUGGUGUGGACAACCCCAUAGGGAUCAAAGUCUCUGACAAGGCUGAUCCAGCCGAUUUGGUCUCCUUGAUCGCGAUCCUGAAUCCCCGGAACAAGCCAGGUCGCCUGAGUGUUGUCACACGGAUGGGCGCGGGCAAGCUAAGGGCACACCUGCCAGACUUCAUAUCUGCUGUGCAGAGUUCAGGCCAGGUGGUGACAUGGAUAUGCGAUCCCAUGCAUGGCAACACAGAGAGCGUGAACGGCUUCAAGACACGGCGGUUUGAGAAUGUACAGAAGGAAGUGGAGGCGUUCUUUGAUGUCCAUGAGGAGAUGGGGAGCAUUCCUGGUGGCAUCCACCUGGAGAUGACUGGUGAGAAUGUCACAGAGUGCGUUGGUGGAGGUGCCCAGAUCGGGGAAGACGACCUCAACUCCAGGUACCACACGCACUGCGACCCGCGGCUGAAUGCAGAGCAGGCUCUGGAGCUGGCGUUCUAUGUGGCUUCCAGAUUGAGGAGCAGGAAGAACAACAGGCUGCAGAGCAACGGCAUCGGACCGGUGCCCUUGCCAGUCCUUUGA
Molecule: messenger RNA, 1557 nt
Organism: Ostreobium quekettii
Lineage: Eukaryota; Viridiplantae; Chlorophyta; Ulvophyceae; Bryopsidales; Ostreobiaceae
Source: the annotation of a GenBank genome assembly